UCGUGCCUUGAAACUAUGGGUCGAACACGUUUUGAGUAUUUUAGGGCUAAAACACAAAACACCACGGCAGAUUGCGGUUUCAAGACGAGGUCUCUAAAAGACUAAAACAACGGCCGUUUCAGAUAGCGGUCUCAUUACUUCAACUUCUUUGAACCCGCUAGUUUCACAGUUGAUAUUCACUAAUUCCUUCCGGAUUUCAAAGCCACCAUCACGCUUCACCUAUUUUCCUUGUACUGUUUAACGGAUACUCGUUGUCGGAUUCAACGGUUUCUCUUUUGUCCUCAUUUUCUGGCGAAACCCAUAUGAAAGAAAGGUGAAAAACCAUAUCCAAAACUACCCAUCUUUCCAAGACCAUUUUAAAUCCACAGGUUUUUUCUUCUAUUUUUCAACUUGUUGUUUGCUGUGUUUGUGUAAUGUAGUUCUCAUGUGCUUGUUUUCAUUUCAUGAAAUCAAGUGCUGAAGUUCUUUUGGUUUGUGUUCUGUAUUUUGUUGAGACAUUGAUUUAGUUACUCAUUGAGUGUAAGUAUCAUUUAAAACUAAUGAUAAUGGUUUAAUCCAUUUCAACUAAAAUUACUUUGUUCCCAAGCAAUUGGUGGAUCUUCCCAAGCUUAGUUUAUUUUGAAAUAAAACUUUGUCAAUGAAUGUUUUUGACCAUGUGGGAAAUGAGAAGACAACGAUCGGUCUGUUGACAACCUUGUGAGAUAUAUAUCCAGAAGCUUUAUAUGAACAAGUUAUACCUUUUUAUUAAACUCAUGGAUUUGAAAAUGGCUGAAGGUGUGCCUUUUGUGGAACAUUUGAAUGAAUUCAAUAGGAUCAUUGAAAAGUUUAGCUUGGUGAAGGUUGAGUUCAACGAAGAAGCGACUUCUAUCCUUUUUCUUUCUCCUUUACCUGAUAGUUGGGAAUCUAUGAAAGUAGCGUUAACUUUCUCUUUAGGUACAACAAAAUUGAAAAUUGAAGAUAUUAUAUAUAGAUGCAACUUUUACAGAAGAGAUUUAUAGAAGGCACUUUGGUGUGACUUCUACUUCAAAUUCAAGCUUCAAGGAUAGAUGAAAGGAGAAGCAGACAAUUGAGUGCUACUACAGCCACAAGCAGGGUCACAUAAAAGCAUAUUGUAGAAAGUCGAAGAAAGAGCAAAAAGAUAACUCCUAAGUUGAAUAUUGGUUUAGAUUAUUUGGAGACACUCUUCUUGUUUCUCCGCAAGUUCUGUUGAUCGAAAGCACAUAAUUUGGGUUGAUGCAUAUUUGGAGGAAGUAGAGAGCAUUUAAUUUUGUGAGCUGGUUUCUGAAGGCAGGACAAUUUGAGAGUUGUGUGGUUGAGUUUUCUCUUGUUUGUCUUUUAUGAUUUUUAUUCUCAACUCAUAGUAAACAUAUAGGGCUUUCGAAAGAUCAGACAUAUAAUUAUGCAAUUAUUUCUUUUCACUUUUACUUUCUUUGUUAUAUAUCUUUUUAUUCUUUUAAAUUCUUUUAUUAGUCUCUGAAUCUGUCAUCCUUUUGGAAUUGUGGAUGCCUGUACAUGUGUACAUUAAUUGGUCCCAUUCCAAGUGGGAGUUCAAUUGUAUGAUCAUGGAAUUGGAUUGGAUUUAGACCUCCGCGAGGCUCAAGCAUGCCUGCCAAACUCUAUGAUAUUAGCAUAAUUUCUUUACAAAAAGGCCCAAUUCCCUUAGUAAUGUGUGUGAGUAUUAGUUGUAUAGUUUUUAAAUUCAAAUAAGAUUAAAUUUAUUGAAAGCAAUAAACACAAAAACGAGACUUUCGUGGAAACCCGAGUACGGGUUGAAAAACCAUGGUAUUGUUAGUUUUAUUAUUUUAUGAUGAAUAAUACAACAGGUACGAAGAGGGAGAAUAAAUAGAAUACACAAAGAAAUAAGAAAGGAAAAGAUUUUGGAAUUAGGGUAAAUCUUUUCAUAAAUACCAUAAGGGCCAAGCCCACUAAUUCUAACAAAAUUUACAGUCACCGCAUUCUUAGCCUUUUUUAUACAUUGUAGAAAUGUCGUAAGCUUCCUUUGCUCCAUUGGCAGCAGGCACUCACUAGCAUCUCUCUUCCUACAGCACUCAUGAAUUCGAUUCUCAUAUGUAACACCUUAUGUAUUGUAGAAAAUGUCUGCCUACAGUUAUUUACUUUUAAUGUUAUGUAAUCCCGUUUCUGUGGCCCCAUGCUUGUAAUUUACUUAGCUUUGCCGUUGGGUUGAUAAUAUUUUGCUAUUCUAUAUUCCACGUGUCCAUGAAACCCAUGCUCAUUUGAGACUUGGGCAGUAAACAAAGUGAAUGCAGUUUGUAGUUAUGCCUGGGGACUCUCUAAUGUUGCAUGAAUGUUUGAUCCUGCAUUGUUUGGAAAUGUCCAUAUUUUAUUAGGGGAUUUGCUUGGAUUAUAUUUUCUUAAAAUAGUGAAUGAGAGAAGAUGAGUAGGCAAGGUGUUACACUCAUGUGUUACUGGAAUGGGACAACAAUGAGUGGACCACAUGGCAUUUCCUACGAAGGUGCUGCACCAAAACCCAUCCGAGUUGGCUAUGGGAUUACACAUAAUGAGUUGAUUGAUAGGAUAUAUGGAGUUACUGGAUUUGACAAGCAAUCCUUUAAACUGAAGAUCAUAUGUAGGUAUCCGGCAUGUAGAGAAUACAUACCGGUGCCAAUCGAUGAUGAUGAGUCUAUAGAUAUCAUGUUUGACGUGGCACGACAACCGGGAACUAACUGUCUAGAACUAUAUGUUGAAAAAGAGCCCCUCUGCAACCAUAACCCAAUAAAUGUUCCAGAACCAACCAUUGUUGAUAACCAGACGACAGAUGAGAUGGCCACAGAUGAUGCGCAAGUCGAUAGCUUUUUAGAUCCAGGUCCAGUUGACAAUUCGAUUCUUGUUCUACAAAAUCAGCAUAGAUCUGAAGCCAUAUGGAUGGGGGAGGAUCCUAGUGUGUUAACUUGUAGACAACGGCUGGCAGCAAUGAUGAAAGAUUGGCAAUUAGAUCCUCGUGUCCGUCAACUUAUCAUCAAGGCUGGAUUUUAUGGGGUAUAUAGGGUUGGAAUCUUACAAAUUGAUUGGCCCUUGAUUACAGCAUUGGUUGAGAGAUGGCGGCAAGAAACCCACACUUUUCAUUUUACAGUUGGUGAGAGUACUGUCACGUUACAAGAUGUAGCAUUGUUGUUAGGCCUACCAGUAAACGGAUUGGUAGUGACUGGAAAUACUGAUCUCCAAUGGGAAGAUUUAUGUGAGGAGCUAUUAGGGCUCAGGCCGGACUCGAGUGUGCUCCAUGGUUCAGCCCUUAAGGUUAGUUGGUUGCGAACUCAUUUUCAAGAACCUACAUCUGAUGCAGAUGAUGUUACAUUACAACGCUAUGCCAGAGCGUAUAUUUUAAGUUUGAUGGGUAGUGUUCUAUUCGCGGAUAAGUCUGGAGCUGAUGUCCAGUUGAUGUUCUUACCUUUUUUAAGAGAUUUGGAAUGUGUCGAGCAAUUUAGUUGGGGAAGUGCAGUGCUUGCACAUUUAUAUAGAGAGCUUUGCCGAGCCAGCAAGAAAGGAGCCAAUGAGAUUUCUGGCCCUCUUGUUCUGUUGCAGAUAUGGGCAUGGGAACGCCUAGAUAUUAGCCGGCCAGAGAGGUUGGUUUAUAAAGGUCGAAAAUCAAUUAUAUCAGAUACAAAGGCUGAGAAGGAGAGAAGUUCAAUUGCAGGGGAUGCUAUUGUAGACAACGAGCAAUUACCAGCUGAUCCAUUAGGAUGCAGGGACCUGCUUGAUCAGCAAACAGAGAGCCAGAUGGUCUGGCAACCUUACAUUUCUGAGCGUCUUGCAUCACUACCAGAUUCUUUGCUCAGAGACCAACAUGUGUGGCGGACGGUUGCUCCACUCAUUUGUUUUGAUAUUGUUGAAUGGCAUCAUCCAGAACGAGUUCUUCGUCAGUUUGGUCUUCACCAAGAAAUCCCACAGCCUUGUGAUACAGAAACAAAGCUGCAUACCAUUGACAGGCGGGGAAAACAUCAUUAUGAUUGGAAAGCCUAUCACGGACAGUAUAUUAAACUAUGGGAGGGCCGAGAGAAGAGCAUUGCAACGGGCAAGCUAGAAGAACUGCCAAUGCAAUACCAUGAUCCUUACAUGGUUUGGUAUAGAAAUGUUACUCGGCGUUUGAUCACCCCUCUCACCCAAAGGUCACAUAUGCGGUUUCAGCCGUCGAGUGGAACCUCACAUUUACUUGUACAAAGUUUGACAACUAUUCAUAACCAGUGUGCAUGUGCACUUGAAUCUUUUACGAGUGAUGGUGCUAUGAAAUCAUUGGAGUGCAUUCAAACAACCUGCAUUCGAGUUUUGCAGAUGAUUGGAGAAACUCGUCAUCUCAAAGGAAAACAAUCAGUUAUUUCAACCAAACCAAUCACAACCAUUCCAAGUUCUACUAAUGAUGCUAACAAUACAGAAAAUCACCAACACGGCGAGUGUGCUUCUCCAUCUGUACAUACAGUGAGAGUUCUAACUAAAGCUUCAUUGGUCAGGGGACAAGGAAGAAGUAGAGGUAGAGGUCGUCCCAGAGGCAGCAUCAAGAGUAAAGGUGGAGGUUAUUGCAAGGCUCAAAGUGUUGUGGUUGAGACCUCUUCACCAUCAUUUCUAUCAUUACAUUCAACUUCAGAAUCCUUGCAAUCCAAUAACGGUUGGGAUAGACAAUUGCAUAUUGAAGACACGGAGGUUGGUACAAUGAUCGAACCAGUGGACUCGGUUUCUGCUGAAAGUUCACCAGAGAGUGAGAAAACAUGUGUGAGAGAAAAAUCACCAGAACAAUCGUGCCUGAUGUACAAGGAAAGUAAAAGAGACGUCGUUGUGUCGCCGUCAAUUAGACCGAUGCAUCAAAUGAAGGGGGAUAAAAUGGAACAGUCGGUACCUCUACUAGAACAGGAAGAGAAGUCCAUCAACCUUUUGGGUAAGGAAGAUAUUGGGAGAACAGUUGCUUUACCAAACGUUGGAUCGAUAUCUGGCUUGUGUGAUCUUAGUCCUGCUGAGCAGUCUGGGCAUCCUACUUUUCCUAAGAAACGAAAACACAUUUAACAAAAAUGAUUUGUAUAUUAUUAUAUAUUGAGAGUUUGUUGUUUCUAACCCUUCAUGCUGAUUGAUAGUGGACUUGAAGCACUUUCAGGGACGCAAGUCAUCAAUCAUGUGUAAAUACACUUUAUCUAGUUAGGAUUAUUGUCUAAAUUGUGUUAAGCUAUGAUUUCUUAAUGUGUAUACUCGAAUGAGUUACUCUUGCUCACUGGUAAACCAAUUAAUCUCUUGCAUCA
Molecule: messenger RNA, 5240 nt
Organism: Cucumis sativus (cucumber)
Lineage: Eukaryota; Viridiplantae; Streptophyta; Magnoliopsida; Cucurbitales; Cucurbitaceae
Product: serine/threonine-protein phosphatase 7 long form homolog
Exons: 7
Coding region: 2395-5010 (871 amino acids)
Biological process (GO): meristem maintenance; meristem development
Source: RefSeq, a predicted model, not a curated record